AUGCUGAGUAGUAAAGAUUUGAGUAGUACACAAAAACCCAACAUUGGCACCAGCCAACAAGUGCCGGGAAACCGCCGAAAUGCGAUAGAUGUCAUAGAUCUUCUUAGCGACGAUGACGAGGAAGGGGCAUCCUCCAGGCACGAUGCCAGCCGCCGUAGCGAUGAGCCUCAAAUGCAUGCCUCUAAUAAACGCUUUGAAAUGAAACCCAUAUGUGUGCGAAAGUCGCACACCAACAGUUCUCCCCUUGGCCAUCAAUUUACGUAUGCCCGACGUUCGAUUCACGCAAUGGCGGAGCGUCUUGUUGUAGUUCGAUCACAGCAACAAGAGCAUGCACAUUCAACACAAUCGCCUUCCACCAGUGGAAUCAUUUUGAACCGGACAUACAGCAAAAAAUCUUCCAAUAACAGUUCCACAGGCUCCAAGAACAUGUACGAAGUUUUCGAUCUCACUUCUUCGGAUUCAGUACGUGACACGAGAAACUGCCUACCAUUGCUAAACAACAGAAACUCAGAGAGCAGUAGUCGUGGAGUAAUUCGUUCUACAUCACCCAGAUAUGCACCACCUGUUAUUGACAUAACUGGCAGCAAACGUACCGAGCAACGGCCGAGUUUUGUUCGCCGAUCGUUUCAUAAACCGUCUACAUCGAGCUCAGUUGUCACAACCAUCGAUUUGGAACAAGAAUUGUCGGCUGAUAAUGAGCCUACUUCUCCGACCGUGAAAACACAUGACAAGAACGAUGCAUCGAGUCGCUUGUCACCGGCAGUUAUUGCGACAGAUACACUGAGUGUUCCAUUGGCCGAAAUGAGAAAACAAUCGGUCUUAGCUGAGCACAUGGAUGUUUCUGAUGGAGAGGAGAUAAACCUGGAGCUGUUGGACGGAACGGAACAACCAGUCGUUGGGUGUUCGGCCAGAGACACUGUUUCGCUCGUUGAACGAUCACCAAAAGAUCCUUCUAUCGAAGGCGGUGUUCCCGAUGCGCAAGAGCAGUGCCGUUCACCGGAGGCACCGGAUGAUGGUAGUUCGAUGGAAAAUUCGUAUGGCGACGUGUCGAGUUCCGGAUGCGCAAAAUAUUCCUCCACGAAACACAGCUUAGGCCAUCGACAGGGUGAAUGUCAGCGAAGGCAGUCGAUGAACGAGUUCGAUCUAAAACUGGCAGAAAUCAACGAAACCAUGUCACCGAUGACGCACAAGGAUCGGGUCGAACAGUGGCGCGUUACGGAGGAAGACCUCCUUCACUCGAUUCCAACGAAGUCACAAAUCGAAGCUAGUAGUUUGGGUCCCAAGCGUUCAUUCUUCGAAAUGGUGCACAUCUCCAGCGAUGAAGAUUCGAAUGAUCAGGAGGCGGAACCGGGUUCCAGAGGCAGUUUGUUGGCAAACAAAAAACGACGCUCUGGUUCAAAAAGUUUCCCUGAAACAUCGCGUUCGCUGGACGACGGCAGCGACUUGGAUUUUCGUAAAGAUCAAAUUAACCCGGAAAUUGAUAAACGACCAACUGCCCAGCCAACCAUGAUCGUAGAAAGAAAAAAUUACCACAAAUUACCGAUCCGGUUUCGUCCUUGCGAUGGGUGCUAUCUCGCAUCAUCGAGGGAUAAGUUAAAGAUAUGUGACCGAUCGAGCUCUUGUGAUUGCCGUCGUUGGCAAUCGUUCCAAGUUGGACAGUCGAUUGUUCCGGAAAAUCGUAGCAAGGACAAAGCCUAUGCUCAGUUGCUGAGUAGGGAUAGGGAGCGUGAUAACUUCCUUAACUACUUGCGCAUCAGUCCGUUCCAUCGGGCGUCCCAACAACAACACACUGCCGAUGGAAGCAGGACAAAUCCACCCUACCCCCUAACGGAGCCGAUGGCAACUGGAGCAGGCAUUAGUGUCCCUCAAACUGAAGCCAACUUUGCUAAAGCUUCGGCUGGGACGGUAAAGAACAAAGUCAAGCACUCGGUUCAGCGCGUUAUUCACAGGAAAACGCGCCCAAAGCCGAAGAAAAAAUCAUCUACCAAAAGCAAACCGCAUUCGUCCAUUAUUGCCAGCAGCGGUAUUCUUGGCGUAAGGCGGCUUGUAUUACGUAGCUCACUGCGAAGCGGUAAGAUUAUACGUUAUCGCAGUACGUUUGUAGGUUUGCGCCAAAACUCACGAGCGAAAGCACCCAAGCCUCAUCCGGGCAAAGUGGAAGCGGAAGUUCCACCUUCCCCCGUUGACAUGAAGGUUGAAAACACGGUGCAAUCAAAAGAGGAAAUCACCACCGAUUCGCCCGCAUCGCACACUCCAUUCCAUCCACAGGAUGAAGGGAAGCGUCUGCAGCACUCACUGCCACCAACAUUGCCACCAUCUUCGUCGCCGGUGAUUCGAAAGUCGAAACGUUCGCACCAGCCAACCGUCAAAUCGCUGCGAUGUUCUGUCGAUAGUGCCGUUAGCAGUUCGACCAGUGCCGACAUUCAUGAGAGUAAACGAUCAAAAGAGUGCCAGACGACGGAGACACUACUACCAUGCGUACCGGUGGCACCAGAGCCUCCGCGGUGUAUGAACGAUGGUAAACCAACGAGAAACCCAUUGAACCGAUCCGAGGGCGAGGUUCUGAAUGCGUUCCUGCUCGACGAACAGCUCAUCGUGGUACAGACGGGACUGGUGAGUUUCUGGAAAUACUCCCGACUAAGUGUGCUGCUGGGAGUGAAACAAGAGUGGCAACGCAUCGCCCAACAGCAGCGAUGGGUGUGUGACGCCGAGCUCGACACACAGAACGCCAACCGUAUCGGUUACAACGAUGGCAAUCCACACUACCUGGAACCGAGGGCACGAAAUUUAAAACACGAUGAAUCGCGAGCCUGCCCGCUGGCCUCGGUCUACGUUAAUGCGUAUUUUCUCGAUGUGCACCUAAAGUAUCCGGACCAACGGAACGAUGCAGCGGCAGAUGCGGAUCAAGGACAAACUGCUAUCGACGGUAGUGAUUUGGACGAAAGUGGUGUUUACGAGCAAAUCAUACGAUUGAAAUCCUAUCAGCUGGACACUAUAAAAAGUGCCCUCGAAGACGUACUUUUCGUGCCGCUGCCAAACUCGCGCUACUUCAUCGUCUGCUGGUACGAGCACAUCUCCGAGCUUGAAGCGCGGACGGGGCUGUGCAAAUACAGCUUGACGCCCGACCUGGAGACACUAGCGAGCAUCCGUGAAUUUCCGAUCGUAAGACAGAAACUGACCAGUUUGAGGUGUGUGAACGAUAAAAAGCUACUGGGGCUUGGUGAAUCGACGGUACACAUAUGGUGCUACGAAAGCGGGUCUUUGUUGCGUACGAUCGAUCUGAAGAUCACUCUCGGACUUGUCAUCGGCAGUUUUUUGCACGAAGAAGAGAUGAUAAGUACACUGUUUCUGAUGCAACUGCAGAAGUUGCCGACAUCCAGCGAAAACAAUCGGAAACGCAUCAAAAUGAUCGCCAUUAAUUUACACACAGCCACCUGGUAUGUUGGGCACAGCUUCGACAUUGCUCUUACUUCAACGCGAGUGACGGGAGAAAGUCAAGUUCAAAGUUCCGCUGCCGUUGACGAUCGCCAAACCAGUCAACGGUACUGCGUGACUUUUCAGAGCGGGGAACUGUUGCUCAUCAACCUGAGCGAUCCGACUGUCUGCUGGACGAACCAUAAAAAGCUGGAGAAGGAUAUUCUGCACGCGGAAGAGAACUCCUUUCACGUCUGUUCGCGCUUACGUAGCAAAACGGGUGAAGUUUAUCGGCCGAAAGAACGGUUACUGAAUGUGUACAACUGGCACGAUGGACGCGAUCUUUUGCUAUACAGUGAUCAAUGUUUGUCCAUUAAAUCGAUUGACGAGUACAUGUUGGAGUGCAAAUGAUCGAAGAAAGUGGAUACCGAUGGGAGGUGUAAAAAUGUUAGUAUUUUGCUUAUGUUUGCGUUUGCGUUCAGAAGUUUAUUAAUCAUAAUUACAUAAUUUCAAUUAAAUGUGAGAUUUUUUUCACAACUUUGCAAGAGAGCUUGUAGAACAAAUUCGUACGAUCUUAAAUGACACUUGUAUGUUCACCUCGACUUGAUAAGCGGUAACACGAACGUGCUGUUAAGGAUAAUAUUUAUUUGUGUUACAUUUUUUCCCUUAGGUGAAAAGUGAGGUAAAAUGAAUUCAGUUCUAUAAUGUAAAGAGAAUUCGACAAAGAAAAAAUGAAGUAACGGCUUCAUUCCUUGAUUUCAGAAUAAAAUAUUCGAUUGAUGUACAUAUGUAUGAAACAAAAGUGCUGGUAAAUUGCGAAAA
Anopheles cruzii is the source of this 4236-nucleotide messenger RNA. RefSeq lists its product as uncharacterized. The coding region runs from base 1 to 3825 and encodes 1274 amino acids. Gene Ontology annotation, molecular function: protein binding. The record is from RefSeq and is a predicted model, not a curated record. The transcript has 6 exons. Lineage: Eukaryota; Metazoa; Arthropoda; Insecta; Diptera; Culicidae.